This is a messenger RNA of Aureobasidium vineae, 627 nucleotides long. The record is from the annotation of a GenBank genome assembly. Lineage: Eukaryota; Fungi; Ascomycota; Dothideomycetes; Dothideales; Saccotheciaceae.
AUGAAGGUCGGUCUUAUCGGCUCUUGCACCAACUCCUCUUACGAGGACAUGUCGCGUGCCGCUUCCAUCGCCCGUGACGCUCUCGACCACGGUAUCAAGGCCAAGGCCCUCUUCACCGUCACCCCCGGUUCCGAGCAGAUCCGCGCCACCAUUGAGCGUGACGGUCAGCUCCAGACCUUCGAGGAGUUCGGUGGUAUGGUUCUUGCCAACGCCUGCGGUCCUUGCAUUGGUCAGUGGGACCGUCGCGAUGUCAAGAAGGGCGAGAAGAACUCGAUCGUCUCUUCUUACAACCGUAACUUCACUUCCCGUAACGAUGCCAACCCCGCCACCCACGCUUUCGUCACCUCCCCCGACCUCGUCGUGGCCAUGACCAUCGCCGGUACCCUCAACUUCAACCCUCUCACCGACUCCCUCAAGGACAAGGAUGGCAACGAGUUCAAGCUCAAGGCCCCUACCGGUGACGGUCUGCCCGCCAACGGCUACGACCCGGGAAUGGACACCUACCAAGCUCCUCCCCAGGACCGCUCCCAGGUCAACGUUGCCGUCUCCCCACCUCUGACCGUCUCCAGAUCCUCGAGCCCUUCAACGCUUGGGACGGUAAGGACGCCACCGACCUUCCCAUCCUGA